Suillus clintonianus is the source of this 1291-nucleotide messenger RNA. RefSeq lists its product as uncharacterized. Gene Ontology annotation, molecular function: carboxypeptidase activity. Lineage: Eukaryota; Fungi; Basidiomycota; Agaricomycetes; Boletales; Suillaceae. The transcript has 9 exons. Gene Ontology annotation, cellular component: fungal-type vacuole lumen. The record is from RefSeq and is a predicted model, not a curated record. The annotation marks the transcript as partial.
AUCGAAACUCUCCUUGAGCAAGGUUUCAAACCUACAAGAACCGUCAUCUUGGCUUAUGGCAUCGACGAGGAGCGCGGCGGGCCUACUGGCGCUGCCGCAAUUGGAGAAUAUCUUGUAAAGACCUAUGGAGAAGAUUCCAUCUCAAUGAUUGUCGAUGAAGGAGGAGGAUACUCUGACGAGAGCGGCACUAUCUUUGCUACUCCUGCGGUUGCUGAGAAAGGGUACUUGGACGUUCGCGUGGACGUUCUCACACCUGGAGGACACUCGAGCAGACCUCCCAAACAUACUGGCAUUGGUAUCCUCGCCAGCGUUGUCACCGAGCUGGAGGCGAACCCACACGUCCCGAAGCUUGCACGCGACCGAACCUACUAUCAGGGUUUACAGUGCAGGGCAAAGUAUGAUGUUGGGUUCCCCUCUGAUAUGCGCAAACUUGUUAUCGAAUCGCAGACCAGCGACGAGAAGUUGCAUGAGCUGGAGACAAAGCUUGAUGAUUUCGACCCAGCAUACUCUGCUUCAGCAGGUACAACUCAGGCCAUCGACAUUAUCUAUGGUGGCGUUAAAAUCAACGCACUGCCAGAAGCUGUUUACGCCAUUGCAAACCACAGAAUCGCAGACCACAGCUCUGUUUCUGAACUUCAAGACCGAUUUGCAAGCAUCGUCGCACCUGUUGCGGCCAAGCACAACAUGUCUCUUAAUGCGUUUGGGAAGCCAAUCGGCCUUGAGGCACCUACGUGGGGUCUUGUGAAGGUUUCAGAUGCAUUCGGUUCAGCAUUAGAACCCGCACCUGUUACCCCAACUACCGGAAGCGGGCCAUACAAACUGCUCUCGGGCACCGUCUUGUCCACGCUGCAGACCAACCUCCGUACAGACGACUUCCCUGAUGUUUCUGUCGUGUCACCUGGCCUUUCCUUAGGAAACACGGACACAAGGCAUUACUGGAGCCUUACCAAACACAUUUUCCGAUAUGGCCACCGUGGUGCCGCUGAUGGCUAUAAUGGUGCGCAUACCAUAAAUGAAGCUAUCAGAGCAGAGGGCUUCUUGGAACAAAUUCGGUUUUUUACGAGGUUGAUCCUAAACGUUGACGAAACUGACCUCCUGGAGUGAAUCUAAGUGCGGUGAUCUAGGAAGAUGGAAAGGGUAGGAUCUAGAAAUAGCCCCUAUGUCGCUUGCAAUUGUCAUUCCCCGCGGUCGUCGUGUGUGAUCAAGGGCUUCUAAGGGUAAUUUUAGUAUGUAACUAUCAGUAAGAUGGCAGUCAUGUAUCGGUUUUAAGCUCAUGGAAUAAACAAAUAAA